UUCAGCCCCCUCACCUACACGCACCACCACUUUAACAACAAAUUCCACUUCACCUUCAGUAACCAGCUUAUCUGUCACCUCCUCAACUCCACGCACCAUGGCAGCAACCACUGUCAUGGCUUCAGGCACCUCAGUAACGACCCACACUCCUCCACUCACCUCACAAAACAGUUCAACAACAGUGGAUGCCACUUCUCCUGCAAACAACUCACACACAGACAAAACCACCAACAAGACUACAGACCCUCAGACAAAUGCCUUACCUCCAAACACCACGUCCACCACAGUGAAUCCUACCACCAAAGCCACUCCACCAUCAACUCCGCAGUGUGAGUAUCAGU
This is a messenger RNA of Larimichthys crocea (large yellow croaker), 341 nucleotides long. RefSeq names its product mucin-2-like. The transcript has 3 exons. NCBI's taxonomy places the organism in Eukaryota, Metazoa, Chordata, Actinopteri, Sciaenidae. The annotation marks the transcript as partial. The record is from RefSeq and is a predicted model, not a curated record.